AUGGGGACCCAACCUCCAGACGUGAUCCUUCGAGAGCCGGGAAACACGCAGUCGGGAUCGCCCCGCGUGGGCGUGAUCCGCACCCUCUUUGGCGACGUCGAAACUCCAAAUUUCAUCCUCUGUGGCACGAAAGCCUCUGUGAAGGGCGUAACCGUGGAAAUGCUUCGUGAAGCGAACACACAGAUCAUUCUUGCGAACACGUACCACUUGCUGGUGUAUCCGGGUCCAGAGGUCAUCGAGCGCUUGGGUGGACUUCAGCACUUCACCGGGUGGCGUGGGCCGAUGUUCACAGACAGCGGCGGCUACCAGAUUUUUUCGCUUCACCACGGCAGCGUCGCCGAUGAGGUGAAGGGGAGGCGCCGCGGCACCGGCAGUCGCGCUCCCUCUUCCUCGAGUGCUGGUGCGCGUGAAUCGUCCGAAGGCGGCAGAGACGGGCGCGAAUGCAUCGAGAGAUCGAGGGAACGUCUGGGUGACGCACCUCUCGAGGCGCAAGACACUGGAGAACCCGACUCGCAGUUGCUUCGCCUCGAUGAAACAGGCGCCAUUUUCCGAAGCUACCACACCGGACAGCGCGUCGAGCUGACUCCCGAGCGAGCCAUGGAAGCUCAGACACAACUCGGCGCGGAUCUCAUCGUUGCACUCGAUGAGUGCACACCUUUCCACGCUUCCAAGGGAGGCGUGUACAGGGAUUUGCGGCAGGAGAGCGUCAGCUUCGUCAACGAGCACCCCUUCUUCGGGUCGGCAAUAGGUGGAAGCUUAGGUGCUGACAGCGAGCAAAUGCAUGCAGUCGUUCAAGAAACUGCACGGCAGCUUCGAAAAGAUCGGCCCAUACAUUUGCUGGGAAUCGGACGCAUGCGCGACAUCUUCCACGGGGUCAAGCAGGGCAUCGACACAUUUGAUUGCGUUCAUCCAACGCGUGCCGGACGCCAUGGCAGCGCGCUCGUUCCGCGGGCUUUUUGGGAAGGCGACGGAGCCGUCGGAGUCCCUCCGUCUGCCUGCUGGGACCACGACGACUCGAGCGUGGAAACAAGAGGAUCGGCUGAGCGACCAGAUCUUCGUGCCGGCUCCGUUCCCGAGUUGGCCAGCUCCAUGUCAAGUCCGUCCACUGCCUUCUUGACGGGUCGCCCGAAAAGGAAGAAGGCCUUCCCUGUAGCAGCUCAGACACCCAAGGAGUACGUGGACUUGCGAAAUGCAGCGUUCAAGUUCGACGACCGGCCCAUUCUGCACGACUGUGGCUGUUACACGUGCAGGACCGCUAGCAGGGCGUACUUGCACUAUCUCUUGAAGGCCGGAGAGCAGCUGGGAGGAGUGCUCGUUACAGUUCACAACAUUUACACCAUGAACAGACUCAUGGGUUGCAUCAGUCCUGUUCCUCGCGAGAGUUCCCCGGGCGCAACUGCGAACGCCCACACCUAA
This is a messenger RNA of Neospora caninum, 1416 nucleotides long. Its product is annotated as putative queuine tRNA-ribosyltransferase. The record is from RefSeq and is a predicted model, not a curated record. NCBI's taxonomy places the organism in Eukaryota, Apicomplexa, Conoidasida, Eucoccidiorida, Sarcocystidae. Gene Ontology annotation, cellular component: cytoplasm. The transcript is spliced from 11 exons. Gene Ontology annotation, molecular function: pentosyltransferase activity. Gene Ontology annotation, biological process: tRNA wobble guanine modification; tRNA queuosine(34) biosynthetic process. Bases 1 to 1416 code for a protein of 471 amino acids.